UCCGGGGCGGGACUUCCUCUCCCUUAUUGAUAGGUGCCGGGCUGCAGAGCUGGUUGGAGAACACCACAGGAGGGCUCCGCCCUCAGCGUCCCGUGGCCAUGACGACCGCCGCGUGGGACUCCCUGGUGUGGAAGCUCGCGGGGUUGCUGCGGGAGUCGGGAGACGUCGUCCUGUCUGGCUGUAGCACCCUGAGCCUGCUGACUGCCACCCUGCAGCAGCUGAACCGUGUAUUUGAGCUGCACCUAGGGCCAUGGAGCCCUGGCCAGGCGGGCUUUGUGGCUCUGCCCUCCCACCCCGCCGACUCCCCCGUCAUCCUCCAGCUUCAGUUCCUCUUCGAUGUCCUGCAGAAAACACUUUCUCUCAAGCUGGUCCAUGUCCCUGGGCCCGGCCUCCCAGCACCCAUCAAGAUUUUUCCUUUCAAGUCCCUUCGCAAACUGGAGCUCCGAGGUGUUCCCCUCCACUGCCUUCGUGGCCUCCGUGGCAUCUACUCCCAGCUGGAGACCUUGAUUUGCAGCAGGAGCAUCCAAGCGUUAUCAGAGCUCCUCUCAGCCUGUGGUGGUGACCUGUGCUCCGCCCUGCCCUGGCUGGCUCUCCUUACGGCUGACUUCAGCUACAACACACUCACUGCCUUAGACAGCUCCUUGGGUCUCUUGUCAGCCCUUCGCUUCUUGAACCUGAGCCACAAUCAAGUGCAGGACUGCGAGGACUUCCUGAUGGACUUGUCUGAGCUCUACCAUCUGGACGCCUCCUAUAACCACCUGCGUUUUGUGCCAAGAAUGGGCCCCUCAGGGGCUGCUUUGGGGACCCUGAUACUGCGAGGCAAUGAGCUCCAGAACCUGCACGGCCUGGAGCAGCUGCGGAAGCUGCAGCACCUGGAUGUGGCCUACAACCUGCUGGAGGGGCACAGGGAGCUGUCUCCGCUGAGGCUGCUGACGGAGCUCCAGAAGCUCUACCUGGAGGGCAACCCUUUGUGGUUCCACCCCACACACCGAGCAGCCACCGCCCAGUACUUGUCACCCCGUGCCAGGGACGCAGCGCCAGGCUUCCUUCUUGAUGGGAAGGUCUUGUCAGUUACCGAUCUUCAGGCCUCCACAUCCUCGGAGCUGGACUCUGCAGCCCCCUCUCUGCCCCGGCCAGUGGGACCUGCCACCGAAACCUCAGGGGGCCCUGACCUGAGCGACAGCCUCUCCUCUGGGGGUGUAGUGCCCCAGCCCCCUCUUCGGAAGGUUAAGAGCCGAGUCCGCGUGAGGCGGGCAAGUAUCUCGGAACCCAGUGACACGGACCCAGAGCCGCGCACGAUGGACCCUUCUCCAGCUGGGUGCUUUAUGCAGCAGCACCGGGAACUCGAGCUCAUGAACAGCUUCCGGGAACGGUUUGGCCGUGACUGGCUGCAGUACAGGAAUCACCUGCAGACCCUGGACACUCCCGUUCUGGCUGCCUCCACACCCCCUACCCUCGGCACGCGGCCACCCGACACCCUGAGCCCAGAGCCAGUGCCGGACCCUGCGCCCCCAGAGAAGUCACCACAGGACAGGGCAGAGGAGAUUGGGGUGAGGCUGGAGCCCCAGGAGGAAGAGGAGCUGGAGGAGCAGCAGAAGGAGGAGGAAGGAGCAGAGGAAGAGGAGGAGGAGCAGAAUGAGGUGGAAGCGGAGCUGUGUCGCCCAAUGUUGGUGUGUCCCCUGGAGGGGCCCAAGGACACCCGGUGCAAGGAAUGCUUCCUCAGGGUCACUGCCAGGCACCUGUUGGAGGUGGAGCUCCAGGCAGCUCGGAUCCUGCAGCGGCUUGAACUGCAGAGUCUGGAGGCAGCUGAGAUGGAAUUGGAGGCCCAGACCCAGGCAGAGCCAGUUCCUGCGGGCUCAGAUCCACCCCCCCAGGUCCCCAUCCUGGUUCUGCGCUUCUCCUACAUCUGCCCCGACCGCCAUUUGCGUCGCUAUGUGGUGCUGGAGCCAGACGCACAAGCGGCUGUCCAGGAGCUGCUUGCUGUGUUGACCCCGGCAGCCAUCGCAGCUCAGCACCAGCUGGCGGGAGCAGAAGACCCACUGGGGGGCCGACUACAGUGUCUCCGCUGUGGCCAUGAGUUCCAGCCAGAGGAGCCCGGAGAGGGGGCGAACAGGGAGGGAGGCUGGAGGCCUCUGUUCCAAAAGACAGAUUCUGCUGCCGUGUGUCCAAACUGUGGGAGCGAUCACGUGGUUCUCCUGGCACUGUCUGGGGCACCCACUGAGGGGGACCAGCGGCAGCAGGAGCAUGCCCUGGCUCCCUCCCAGCCCCCCAUCUCUGGCCAUGACCCUCCUGGCCACGGUGACCCCAGCAGCGGGAAUGCCAGUGCGCCAUCUCAGGCCCCUGCAUCCCACGACUACCAAAGUUGGAACCUCAGCCCCUCCCCAGCACACUGUGACUUCCGCUCUGUGGACCACCGACUCCGGCUCUUCCUGGACGUGGAGGUGUUCACUGAUGCCCAGGAGGAGUUCCAGUGCUGCAUCAAGGUGCCGCUGGUUUUGGCAGGUCACCCCGGGGAGUGUCCCUGUCUCGUGGUGGUGUCCGACUACAGGCUUUACGUGUUACAAGUCACAGCAGAGAUCUGCGGACCCCCGGAGACCUGGCUACAGCCCUCCCUGGCUGUUCCCCUGCAGGAACUGAGUGGCAUCGAGCUGGGCCUGGCGGGACAGAGCCUGCGGCUGGAGUGGGCGGCUGGGGCGGGCAGCUGUGUGCUGCUGCCCCGAGAUGCCAAGCGCUGUCGGGCCUUCCUCAAGGAGCUCACUGAUGUCUUGCAGUCGUUGCCCCCAGCCCGGAGGAGCAGCGUCAGUGCCACAGAGGAGGCGGUGACCCCGAAGCACCGGCUGUGGCCAUUGCUGGAAAGAGACUCUUCUUCGGAGCCUCCGCCGUUCUUCUACCUUCGGGUGUUCCUGGUUGAAGGCCCUGCUCUCUGCCCUGUGUCCCUGUUGCUGACCCUGUCCACCCUGCACCUACUGGAGGAGGACCCCGCGGUGCCUGAAGCAGAGCCCCCUCCCCCCUCAGCCUGCGGCGAAGCCUCGGAGGCCUCAGGCCUGGGCCCUGCCGUGCGAGUCCGGGAGCAGCAGCCCCUCAGCAGCCUGAGCUCCGUGCUGCUCUACCGCUCUGCCCCUGAGGACCUGCGGCUCAUCUUCUACGACGAGGUAUCCCGGCUGGAGAGUGUCUGGGCACUUCGAGUUGUGUGUCCCGAGCAGCUGACGGCCCUGCUGGCCUGGAUCCGGGAGCCCUGGGAGGAGCUGUUUUCCAUUGGACUCCGGACCUUGACCCAAGAGACUCUAGACCUCGACCGGUGAGGCCUCGCCACUGGCCCCGGCCUGGGCCCGUGAGGCCCCCCGUGACCUGUGGGCCCUGGGCAGGACCGAGAAGUGGGAGAUCCGGCAUGGGGACAGCCGAGUGGUCAGUAGGACUGUCUCCUGCACUUUCCUCAGGUAUUAAUAAAGUGGCUGCA
Molecule: messenger RNA, 3457 nt
Organism: Condylura cristata (star-nosed mole)
Lineage: Eukaryota; Metazoa; Chordata; Mammalia; Eulipotyphla; Talpidae
Gene: STK11IP
Product: serine/threonine kinase 11 interacting protein
Exons: 25
Coding region: 99-3302 (1067 amino acids)
Biological process (GO): intracellular protein localization
Cellular component (GO): cytoplasm
Source: RefSeq, a predicted model, not a curated record